Molecule: messenger RNA, 1128 nt
Organism: Gloeophyllum trabeum ATCC 11539
Lineage: Eukaryota; Fungi; Basidiomycota; Agaricomycetes; Gloeophyllales; Gloeophyllaceae
Product: NAD P-binding protein
Exons: 6
Coding region: 1-960 (319 amino acids)
Cellular component (GO): intracellular anatomical structure
Molecular function (GO): oxidoreductase activity, acting on NAD(P)H, oxygen as acceptor
Source: RefSeq, a predicted model, not a curated record
AUGUCCGCCCUCCGCGCCCUCCGCGCCCUCCGAUCCACCGCCCACCUCGCCUCCCGCGCCCCGCGCCUCCUCCCCGCCCCAACCCUCACCCGUCCCUUCUCCCUCUCUUCCCUCCUCCGCGAUCCCCCGCGGCCCACGCUCUUCACGCACGAAUUCUCCCUCGCCGACCGCGUCGCCAUCGUCUCGGGCGCGAACCGCGGCAUCGGCCUCGAGGCCGCGCUCGCGCUCCUCGAGGGCGGCGCGCGCGCCGUCUACUGCCUCGACCGCCCCACCACGCCCUCGAGCGAGUUCGUCCAGGUCGGCGAGUACGUCGGGAAGAUGGACGUCGGGCUGGGCGGGGAGCGCAGGAAGGGAGGGAGGUUGGAGUAUGUUAGUGUGGAUGUGACGGAUAAGGAGGCGGUGGUUAGGGAGGUGGGGAAGGUGGGUGAUCGGGAGGGACGGGUGGAUGUUUGUGUGGCUGCGGCGGGGAUAUUGAGGAAUCAUGUGUCGUGCAUCGAGUAUCCCGAGGAGGAGUUCAAGGAGGUAAUGGACGUGAACGUCAACGGCGUGCUCUACACCGCGCAAGCCGCCGGACUCCAGAUGGCAAGGUUCAACAAGCCCGGUAGCAUCAUCCUCGUCGCGUCCAUGAGCGGGAGCCUCACGAACAUGCACCACCACUGGGUGUCGUACAACACCUCGAAGGGCGCGGUGAUCCAGAUGGCGCGCAGCAUGGCGUGCGAGCUCGGCGCGCGUGGCAUCCGCGUCAACUCGCUCUCCCCGGGGUACAUCUACACCAGCCUAACCAAACAAUACCUCGACAAACACCCCGGCCUGCAAGACAAAUGGUCCGCGCAGAACCCGCUCGGGCGCAUCGGCCGCCCGGACGAGCUGCGCGGCGUCGUCGCGUGGCUCGCGAGCGACGCGAGCACGUACUGUACCGGCAGCGAUAUCAUGGUUACGGGCGGGCAUCAUUCGUGGUAGUGCGGGGAAGAGGGGUGGAUGGGUAGUUGGAGGUAUGGGGAUGGGGAUGGGGAUGGCGUGAUUUAAAGGGAUUGUACCGAUACCCAUGUAGCAUAGCACUCGCUGAUCUGAAGAGAUGGAGAGGGACGACGAGCCCACCAUCACCGCAUGACAAUACAUGAAAUGAAU